UGGAAUAAGAAAAGGGGGAAUUCUCCUAUUUCCAGCAAUCAAUCAUGAGAGCGGAAAGACGUAAGCUGAGCAUUGUUGUCUUGGCUAUGGCAAGCAUCCUCAUGAUCGGAGGGAUCUGUGAGGGAGGGAUAUGGCCGGAGAAGGCAGCAGCUUGCGAAAGAUUUCUUAUCACCAUGAUUCUAUUUAUAGCAUCAGCACUGUUUUUGACAGCCGUCUCCCUUCGUCUUCCUCCAGACAAUGGAGUCCGUCGGAUUGUCGCCGUGUACGUCCUCUUCUAUCUCCUCUCCAUCCUGUCGAUAGCCGUUGCCAUCUUCGGCCUGGUCGUGUCGAGCCGCGGAGGGCGUGGACACGAAGUCCAAGGGAAGGGAUACACGGAGUUCCAGCUGGGGAAUCACUCCAACUGGUGGAGGGACAGAGUUCGGGACCCUGGGACAUGGGAGACGAUAAAGAGCUGCCUCAUGAAGCGGGAUGAGUGCAGCAAAUUGUACAGUCAGCCACCUGAUUGGAAGACGAACCUGGUCAUGUUAAACGGACUGCAGUCCGGCUGUUGCAAACCGCCGGAUGUCUGCGGUUUCGCCGAGAUCAGUCGGACGCGAUCCGUCUACAACAAGCCAGGGUAUAAGUCGGCGAUCUUCGACGGAGACAAGGAUUGCAUGCGUUUUGUGAACGAGGAGGAGAAGUGCUUCAACUGCGACUCCCGUAAAGCUGCUUUCUUGGAUACCAUGAGGAGUAGCUGGCGCACAAUGUCAAUCAUCAGCUUUGUGGUUGGCUUACUUCUCCUUCUAACUGGGAGCGCGGAAUUGGGAUGCUUUGACGAUGAACUCCGGGCUUCCAAAAUUUGGAAUUGCAAUUGAUCACCGGAUCAUCUCAAAGAG
Molecule: messenger RNA, 875 nt
Organism: Chara braunii
Lineage: Eukaryota; Viridiplantae; Streptophyta; Charophyceae; Charales; Characeae
Source: the annotation of a GenBank genome assembly